AUGAUUACCACCAGCCACAAAUACCAGCGAGGACUAUUCACUUCCUCCAGCAAAGAGGCGAAGAACAUCAUUAAAAAGCUCCUCCGGGAAGAUCCUACCAGGCGUCUCGGAGUCAAUGGCAACAUCAGAGCCCACAGGUUUUUCCAGUGUAUUGACUGGGACUCGGUGGAAGCCCUUAGGAUGCGUCCACCACACAUUUCUAAACCACCAAACAACAUCCAGCGUGGCUCAAGACCAUUCAAUCUCCAAAUACUGGAAGCAGCAGAGUCUAGCAACUCGGCCUUUUCAGCAAACCACCAGGCCUUAUUCACAGGGUUUUCCUUUACCAACAUCAGCUGGAAAACCCCGGAACAUCCACCAGCUCUUUAA
Molecule: messenger RNA, 369 nt
Organism: Bufo bufo (common toad)
Lineage: Eukaryota; Metazoa; Chordata; Amphibia; Anura; Bufonidae
Product: protein kinase C delta type-like
Exons: 3
Coding region: 1-369 (122 amino acids)
Biological process (GO): protein phosphorylation
Molecular function (GO): protein kinase activity
Source: RefSeq, a predicted model, not a curated record